AUGUUCGCACCAAAACUUGAAAAUAGUGAAACAAUUGAUAAUUAUUUAGAUCUAAUUUAUGGACCAUCAACAGAUUCAAUAGAAGAAGAUAGUAAUUCAAGUUCUAUAAGUGAUAAUGAUAAAUCUGGUCGUUGUCAUGGUGGUCACAAAAAAAGUCAUAUUACAAAAAAGAAAAAAAAUUGUGAAAUUGAAGAUACAAAUAAAAUUGAAUAUUUACCCCCAGCAGAUACUACAAAUCUUAUUCAAAAAGUCCACCCACGGCUAAAAAAUUUUCCAUUUUUAAAAAGUUCUGACUAUAUGCAAAAAAUUCAGGCUGAAUCACUUUUGAAAAAUUUAUAUAAUCAACAUAAACAAGAUAUGAUAGUCUCAAAUCAAGCAGAAAAAACAAUCGAAACAAGUUUAAUUGAGGAUGAAGAUGAUGAUAUAUUUACAGAAAUGUGA
Racocetra persica is the source of this 441-nucleotide messenger RNA. Lineage: Eukaryota; Fungi; Glomeromycota; Glomeromycetes; Diversisporales; Gigasporaceae. The record is from the annotation of a GenBank genome assembly.